This is a messenger RNA of Tetranychus urticae (two-spotted spider mite), 835 nucleotides long. RefSeq lists its product as uncharacterized. Lineage: Eukaryota; Metazoa; Arthropoda; Arachnida; Trombidiformes; Tetranychidae. The record is from RefSeq and is a predicted model, not a curated record.
UGGUAUAAAAGGGAGAUGAAAAUCCACAGUAAAUUAUCAUAAAAUUGUUCCCAGUUGAGUUACAAUUGAAUUUAACGUGAAAUCAAUCUCAAUCAAAAUGAUGCGUUUACUUGUUGUUGCUUCACUCCUAAUCCUUCCAUCUUUCAUCGUCUCCGGCGAUGAAAUCGCUAACAGUGGUGCUGUUACUGAAGCAAUCCCAUUGCUACUCUGGGCUGCUGCUGACCCUAAAGAGGACUGUCAAGCAGCUAAGAUUGACGCAGCUAAGUUUUAUCAGUUUACUGAGAAGUAUCGAGACGAGUUUCUUAAGUACUACAACUCACUCAACAUCAUUGGUGCAACUAAAUUUUUAAAGGAUCAUGCUGAUGAAUCUGGUACUAAAGGAGUCAAUUGGGUUCUUGUUUUCGGUAAGAUUCUUGAAAAGAAAGUAACUGGACAGAGUGAGGAAAAGGAACACGGACUUCCAUCUCUUGUUGCUUGGGCUGUUCGAAACACUGGACCUGGAACUAAAUUGACUUCAGUUAAGCGAGAAACUUUAGUCUCUUUCCUUUUGGCCCACAAAACUGAUAUCUUGAAGUACCAACAUGCUGGUGAUGUUGAUGGUUUAGUCAAGUUCCUUGAAUCAACCAAAGCUGAAUCAACUUCUACUGAUGUCGACUGGAAAACUGUCAUCAAUGAGCUCAAGGAUAACCGACAAUUGUUCAAGUCUCGAUGUGGUCUUUUAAAGCUUCGAUUAUGUAACAAUAUCAAACAAUAAUUUGAUUCAAUUCCCGAAACAAUGUCAGUUUAUAAGCAUAUCGGUAAUGCUGAAUAAAGAUUUUAUUUAAAGCAAUUUCAA